AUGAACGAUUCCUAUGUAAAGAAAUAUUCUGUGGCCAGAGCAACUCAGGUUUUGAAAGUGCCAUAUUAUGUUAAGGAGAACUUUCAUAGUGAAUAUCAAGGUAGCUUACGUAGGCUAGAAAUUUCAAUUGAAGAAGAUUUUCUGAAUAAUUUAAGGCAAGCCUGUACCAGAGAGAAGAAUUACAGGGAGAAUAUAAUGUGGAAAGCCCGUAAUUUUGGAGAUCAAGAUCUGUUCAUAAAAGCAAAACAUCUCGAAACACCUUCGUGUAAAAAACUACAAGAACUGCAAGCAUAGUAUAUAAAACAUGUCAACUAAAACAAAAGUUUUGUGUGUUGUAGAUAGAUGUAUAAUAUACGAG
Messenger RNA from Cyphomyrmex costatus, 358 nucleotides. Its product is annotated as dnaJ homolog subfamily B member 12-like. NCBI's taxonomy places the organism in Eukaryota, Metazoa, Arthropoda, Insecta, Hymenoptera, Formicidae. Gene Ontology annotation, cellular component: endoplasmic reticulum membrane. Gene Ontology annotation, molecular function: Hsp70 protein binding. Bases 1 to 294 code for a protein of 97 amino acids. The record is from RefSeq and is a predicted model, not a curated record. Gene Ontology annotation, biological process: cellular response to misfolded protein. The transcript has 3 exons.